Hevea brasiliensis (rubber tree) is the source of this 917-nucleotide messenger RNA. RefSeq names its product heavy metal-associated isoprenylated plant protein 26. Lineage: Eukaryota; Viridiplantae; Streptophyta; Magnoliopsida; Malpighiales; Euphorbiaceae. The coding region runs from base 218 to 682 and encodes 154 amino acids. The record is from RefSeq and is a predicted model, not a curated record. The transcript has 2 exons. Gene Ontology annotation, molecular function: metal ion binding.
ACUGCUGUAACGUAAAUGAAUUUGACGACCCAGAUUCGAAAGCCAAGACCAUAGGUCCAUACCCUGGGGACUCAUGCCCAUCACUCGCACAAUCUUUCUUUUUCGCAGAGAAAAACAAAAGCCAUCCUGAGACAUUAUUGCUGCUCGUUCGUUCUUAUCUCCUCUUUCCAGUAAUUAAAACCAUAUCCUUUUUGGUGGAUCGAAUAAAGUCGAAAUAAUGGGCGCUCUUGAUCAUUUUUCUAAUCUCUUUGACUGUUCUCAUGGCAGUUCCAAGCUCAAGAAACGCAAGCAAUUGCAGACAGUGGAGGUCAAGGUUCGAAUUGAUUGCGAAGGUUGCGAGCGCAAGGUGAGGAGAGCGGUGGAGGGAAUGAAAGGCGUAAAACAAGUGGAUGUGGAACGUAAGGCAAACAAGCUGACAGUCGUUGGAUAUGUUGAACCAUCAAAGGUUGUGGCCCGCGUGGCUCAUCGGACGGGCAAGAAGGCAGAACUAUGGCCAUACGUGCCGUAUGACGUGGUGGCGCACCCAUACGCACCUGGGGUCUAUGACAAGAAGGCCCCAGCUGGGUACGUGAGAAGGGCUGAGGACCCACAAGUGUCCCAGCUGGCACGCGCGAGCUCCACUGAAGUUCGAUACACCACUGCUUUUAGCGAUGAGAAUCCACAAGCAUGUUCUAUCAUGUGAUCGACUGUGAUAAGAUAAAAAUUAUUGGGUGUUGUUAAUUAAUUUGGAAUUUAGGGUUAAUUCUUAUAGGUUUGGUGAUUUUGCUUUUUUGUAUGGGUGUUUUUGCAAUAGUUUGUUUUGUGAGGUUCAAUUCUGUAUUAUUAGAACCUUUUAGUAAAAAAGAGACAAAUAAUCCUUGUAUAAAGUGUUAAUUUUUAGAAUGUGUUUAAUAGACUGUUAAAAAUUUAAAUUUAAA